CCGAAGGGAGGCGGAAGAACCUCUGGGUUCUGCGCCCCGGAGUUCUGGAACCCUGAGGGGCCGCUCGGGGUACAAGAAAGGGCCGCCGGAGCGGGCCUGCCGCGCUCGGGGUGCCAGCGCCGCGGGUCUGAGGGAUGAGGAGGCGCCAUGGCCAGCGACGGGGUCAGGAAGCAGUUCUGGAAGCGCAGCAACAGCAAAGUCCCGGGCAGCAUCCAGCAUGUGUAUGGAGCCCAGCACCCACCCUUUGACCCCCUGUUACACGGCACCUGGCUCAAGGCCACACCCAAGGUGCCGACCACUCCGGUGAAGGCCAAGAAGGUCAGCACCUUCCAGGAGUUUGAGAGCAACACCAGCGAUGCCUGGGAUGCUGGCGAGGAUGACGACGAGCUCCUGGCCAUGGCGGCGGAGAGCCUGAACACGGAGGUGGUCAUGGAGACGGCCAACCGUGUGCUGCGCGACCACAGCCAGCGGCAGGAGCAGCACAUGCAGGAGGCUCUGGGACCUGAGCAGAAGCCCAAGCCUGCGGCAGAGCCUCCUCCGGUCCCAGGCAGUGACCUCCGGCUGGUGAAGUCUGUCAGUGAGAGCCACACGUCCCGUCCCGCAGAAAGUGCCAGCAACACAGCCCCUCUGCAGAGGUCCCAGUCUCUCCCACACUCAGUGACUGUGACACUGGGUGGGGUGUCCGACCCAGGCACCCCCAGCAGCUCAGCGUUGAGUGAAAGAGAGGCCUCCCGACUCGACAAAUUCCAGCAGCUCCUUGCCGGCCCUCACACAGACCUGGAGGAAUUACGCAGGUUGAGCUGGUCCGGGAUCCCCAAGCCGGUCCGUCCGAUCACGUGGAAGCUGCUCUCAGGUUACCUUCCUGCCAAUGCAGACCGAAGACCAUCCACUCUCCAAAGAAAACAAAAAGAAUAUUUUGCUUUUAUCGAGCAUUACUACGAUUCCAGGAAUGAUGAUGUCCACCGGGACACAUACAGACAGAUCCACAUAGACAUCCCUCGAAUGAGUCCAGAAGCAUUAAUACUUCAGCCCAAGGUGACAGAGAUUUUUGAAAGGAUAUUGUUUAUAUGGGCGAUGCGUCACCCUGCCAGCGGAUACGUGCAGGGGAUAAAUGACCUUGUCACUCCUUUCUUUGUAGUCUUCAUUUGCGGAUACAUAGAGGAGGAAGGUGUGGAUGUGGCUGACGUCUCCCGCGUGCCCGCCGAGGUGCUGCGCGACGUGGAGGCCGACACGUACUGGUGCAUGAGCAAGCUGCUGGACGGCAUCCAGGUGAGCCCGGGGCUGGCCUCGCGGCACGCAGCCUGCUACCUUCUGAGGCCUGCGUUUCUCUGGGCCCUGAGGGGUAGGGCUGGCCUCUGCACGGUGGACACAGCCUCCUUGGCCCGCUGCCUGGACUCUGGGCGGCACGAGCGCCACACGUGGGCUGUUGUCAGGCUCCUGGUGCUCCUGGUGGCCCUGAAGCGCUGCUGCUGCCUGGCCAUGGGGCGCUGCCUCACCAUGAGGGCCCCUGGGAACCGGAUGACGGGCAGCUGCCGGGCCUCCGAGGAUGUUGCUCACAGCCUUGGGGUCUGUGUGUUUCCUGUAGAACAAGUCCAUCGGCACCUGGAGCAGCAUGAGGUGCGAUAUCUGCAGUUCGCCUUCCGCUGGAUGAACAACCUGCUGAUGAGGGAGCUGCCCCUGCGCUGCACCAUCCGCCUGUGGGACACCUACCAGUCAGAACCGGAGGGCUUCUCCCACUUCCACCUGUACGUGUGUGCUGCCUUCCUCGUGAGGUGGCGGAAGGAGAUUCUAGAAGAAAGAGACUUUCAAGAGCUGCUGCUCUUCCUCCAGAACCUGCCCACAGCCCACUGGGGCAACGAGGACGUCAGCCUGCUGCUGGCUGAGGCCUACCGCCUGAAGUUCGCCUUCGCGGAUGCCCCCAAUCACUACAAGAAAUGAGCCUGGGGCCACCCCAGCAGGCCUCACCCUGCCCUGGGCAGUGCCCCCACCGGGCUGGCUGCAGGCCCUCGCCUUGGACAGGCCCUGCCAGAGCAGCCCUGUCCAUGGAGCCUGCCAGGACUGGGCGCCUGGGGCCGGGGCCUGCUGAGCGGGCUGCCCCUGCUGAGAUACCAAAGAGAAAGGGGUGUCCAGGCCAUGUGGGGGGCCAGUGAUGGGUCCGGUGUCUCCCUUCCCCCACCCCUGGAGUGUCCUUGCCAAAUAACCACCUCCUGGAGCCGCCAACCCAGGGCAGCCCGAGAGGCCUGCUGUUUGGUGCCAGGGCAGAGGGAGGUGGUGGCCAUCUCAUACCUGGUUUGAAAUACAAAACUUCUGUUCUGUUGAGCGCAAGAGAAUAAAUGUAGACAAAGUACAUGAGACA
This is a messenger RNA of Manis javanica (Malayan pangolin), 2356 nucleotides long. Lineage: Eukaryota; Metazoa; Chordata; Mammalia; Pholidota; Manidae. The record is from RefSeq and is a predicted model, not a curated record.